Mycosarcoma maydis (corn smut) is the source of this 2799-nucleotide messenger RNA. RefSeq lists its product as uncharacterized. NCBI's taxonomy places the organism in Eukaryota, Fungi, Basidiomycota, Ustilaginomycetes, Ustilaginales. Gene Ontology annotation, cellular component: anaphase-promoting complex; nuclear periphery. The transcript has a single exon. Gene Ontology annotation, biological process: positive regulation of mitotic metaphase/anaphase transition; anaphase-promoting complex-dependent catabolic process; protein K11-linked ubiquitination. The record is from RefSeq and is a predicted model, not a curated record. The coding region runs from base 1 to 2799 and encodes 932 amino acids.
AUGCCAGUCUUUCUGGCUGACGGCUCGGUCGUCGGCGAUGGUAGCCAGAUCGGCAUGUUUCCCGUCCUGGCCGACGAACGGCUCGACAAACCUGCCACUUUACUGCGCACUUCCGCCAACCCUCGCAUGGACCUUGUUCUGCUAAUCGUCAGGGAUGCUGCCGCACAAGCAGUGCCAGCUGCUACCGCUCCUCCUGGAAUGUCAGCUGCUCAAUUUGCACUCGUACAGCGCAUGCUUGCUGCUCGACAACGUGGUGCACAGGCUUCCAGUGCUCAAGGCGUACCGGAGCCAAAGCGCGGACCUCAGGUUCACCUCGUUCUCUGGCGGAUGGGCGAUGAUAGCAGCAUAGUCUGGUCUGUAGCUCUUAGCUUUGACAAGGCCAUGGAUUUCGCUCCUACUGCCGCUGGUGCGUCCCAGCAAGAACAUGAGGAUCUUCACCUUCACGAUGUCGUUUGGAGUCCAAAGGGUGAUCGCUUAGCCGUUCUCGUAAGCAUGAAAAGAUCUCCAGUUUCCUCUCCCUCGACCGAAAGCUCGCGAACGACAACAUUCUUGCGUACCUACUCCGUCCAAGAUGGCCGCCUCCUUUCCUCCAUUCCUGUCCGUUUCAGCCCCGAAAACAAAAGCGACAGCAACCACGACCAUUUCGCAGAUCCAAUGGCUCUGAGCUGGCUUGAUGUCGACCUUGGACUUCCGAACGAUGCAAUCGAUGGUAGCAGCGAAUCUCUCCUCACCAAGUUCUCACCCCUGCCCGUACUACCGGCAGAAGACAGCUUUGCAGCCACAGGAGGCGCGAGUAACCUCAUGCCCCAUCAGCUCAGAAUGAUGCAGAUGAGCGGUCAAAAGCCUCCACCCGGCUUCCAAUACCCUUCGAAUCUCGCACUGCAGGGCAGAGGGCCUCUGGCAAGUAUACCUCGUCUGGCCAAGGCAGACGCCGAUCUGCGUCUCUUGGAAGGUGGAGCUGCCUCGCUUGCCCUUGACGCGGAUCGUGCGCUUCCAUUAUCACCCGAAAGUGUCGUUCUUGUUUCCCAUCCGCAAAACGCUUGGGUGGAACUCGUCUUGGAUGGACAGGCUGAAAUUGGCACUGUACGGCUUCCAAAAGUCGCGCAGGACAUGCAGCAACACGCGCGAUGCAUGUGCCUGUCCUCCGUGCUCUCGCUCUCGCACGACAUGGCUCAAGUCGUCUCGAUUUCUACGUCUGCUGAUUUCACCCUUUCUGAUCUCAAGCUGAGAAUGCCUCUGCCAGUGUCAACUCGGUAUGGCCCGUCCAGCACACGCCGCAGGAUCGCUGCGGUCAGUCGCGCAGGCCAUCUCCUGCACUUCUACCUCGGCUACGCUCUUGACACUGCCUCUGCCAUGCAGCAGGUGUAUCAGAAAGAAUUCGUGCACAAAGUUACGAACGAGUGGUCAAAAAAUAUUGAAGACCUCAGCAUCAGGUUUGGUGGGGACAUGAAGUACGAGCUGGUCAACGUUCUCCUUACUGGUCGUGCAGGUCCGGCAGCGGAGCAGUUCCUGCUCGGGAACUUGACAGAAGGCGUGCUUUCCCGCCUUGAACAGCAAGCCAUGGCGGCCACGUACACGCUCAAGAAGCUCAUAUCAGAAAAUCUAAAGCCAGCCUUGGAACGCUGUAUCAUCUGUCUUGCCGGUCUUGUGGGUCAGACGCAAUUCUAUGGCCAAAACGAUGAGGCGUUGCAGCAAGCGCUCAAGAUCCUUCAGUCCUCGCUCGACUCUACUCUGAGCUUGGCGCAAGAGGUCGAUUUGGAAGCACUCAUCUCGCAAGAAUUUUACAGGUGGUGUAGGACCGAAAGAGAAAGGCAAGAGAGGAUCAAACAAGAUCAAGACGAACCUAGAUUGCCCGUCACGUACGAUGUUCACUGUGUGGCCGCUUACAUUGAUAGAGGUUUCGAAAACGAAGAGAUGCAUGCAAGACUGGGCAAUGAUCUCUCGUCUCAGGCGCUCGAAGAAACUUCUACCGAAGCACGAAAGGAGCCAACGUUGAAGGAGGCUCUAGAAGGAGCGAAAGUAUUCCUGGCUAGCCCUAGUGCCAAGAGCAUUGAAGCAAAACCACCGCAUGAGCUAUCAGAGAGAGAGAGAAUCGCGACACUCGCCAUCGUGCCCGCGUUGACUAAGGCGGUCGAGAUCCUUGGCGGUCAAUUGACACAACUGCUUCGUGCCGACUUGGACCAAUCAGUGGUCGAGGAGACAAGUUCUUGCCUGGUAGCAAGCAAUAGUUGGAGUCUGGCACGAGAGCCAGCUCCGGCGCUGUCCCUGUCCUCUCUGACUGACGUUCAAGAGCGUACAAGUCGCAUCUGCACAGCGUCUUUCGUGGGUGGCGAGAUCUUGUUUUCUGCGUACAUUCUUCACUCCACGUCCAAGAAAACUCCGUCUCGCGAUUCAGUCCUCGUGGUCCGACGAGACACCGUGUCAGAUCGAGACGCUCUCACUUCUGCGCAUUUCUCAAUUUCCGGCGCCGACGACCUCUCUAUCCUCGACCUCGGUCUCUACGGUGAUGCAGAGCUGCUCGUCCUUGCGACGCUACCGUCCACGUCGGUGGCCAUUUUGCUCGCUUUUGAUCUCGCCGAUAUACCGUUGACCCAUCAUCGCGACAUUGCAAACGAAGCCGUAGCCACAGUCACACCGACUCGCGCUACGGAGUUCGAGAAGGACUUCAAACCAGCCAAACUCGCCGUCAACGUCAACAAGCAGACGGUAGCCGUGAUCGGGGAAGAUGCACAAAGGAUCAUGUAUCUGGACAUCUCAGCAGUCGAGCUUGGCGACGUGGCGAUGCAGGAAGACGCCUAA